AGGGUUGUGUGGAUGGUGGUGGGCGUUAAUUGUCUUUGGUUGAAAUGAGGUUCCCAAAAUCAACAUCAGUGUGGUAUCUUAAUCUUGGAGGAAAUGUGACGAAGGGAGAGGCUCACGCGUAGCUUUAACCGAGUCCAUAACCAAACUCUUGAGGAUGGAAGAGAUCAGUUCCUGUUCCAUUUCCUGACCUAAUCAACAGAACCAAGCAUUUAAAAUUCAACGUAUCCCUGCUCCCACCAUCAGACCCUCUAUAUAUACGUUCCUCCUUCCACUUCCAACUAUCUAUUCUUCUCUCACGCUCCAACACAACCACUAUCAAUAUCGCUUUUGUUUUCUGUGCAAGCAUCAGAAAAUACACUUCUCACUUCCCUACUUCCAAAAUAAGGAAACCAUUUUGAUUUUGAGUUCCAAAUAUGAGAAAGCUGUGUUUUAACCCCAAGACGCCGUCGUUUGCCAUGGCCCGCAAUUCUCCUUCUUCACCACUAUCUUUAAUCUCAAGCCCUACACCGCCCAGGCUCAGUUUUUCCGAACCUAGCAGCGUCGUCGACGAAGACAGCUUCAUGGAGGAAGCAGAGGCGCUCAUACUCAAAUGGAACCCUGACUCCUCAGCCUAUGCCAGAGUCACUUCUCUGUUUUACGAAGACAAAAUCGAAGCCAAACACUAUAUUCACUGCGUUAACCAGCUUCACCAAACCAUGCAUUCCUUGAUCUCUCACAACCCUUCCUCCCAUAAACUCAUCCUCGCUCACAACCUAAUGCAGAUCGCCAUGAAGAGACUCAAGAAAGAGUUCUACCAGAUCUUAUCCAUGAACCGCGCUCACCUUGACCCCGAAUCAGUCUCCGCCAGAUCCUCUCGCACCUCCGCUAAUUCCAGCUCCUCCGAUUGCGACGACGACUUCGCGGCGGAAGACGAUGAUAUCCGUGCCGCCGGCGACUCUAUCACCGAAGUCGAGCAGGUUUCCUCGGGCGCCAUGGCGGAUCUGAAAUUAAUCGCCGACUGCAUGGUCUCUUCCGGCUACGCGAAGGAGUGCGUCAGCGUUUACAUCAUCAUCCGAAAAUCCAUAAUCGACGAAGGAAUCUAUCGCCUCGGCGUUGAGAAACUGAGCUCCACGCGCGCUAACAAGAUGGAUUGGGAAGUGCUUGAUUUGAAAAUCAAGAGCUGGUUGGAGGCAGUGAGGAUUGCCGUUAGAACGCUGUUUAACGGGGAGAGAAUCCUCUGCGACAACGUCUUCAGUUAUUCAGAUUCCGUAAGAGAAUCCUGCUUCGCCGAAAUUUCCAGAGACGGCGCCUCUCUCCUUUUCGGAUUCCCCGAACUCGUCGCCAAAACAAAGAAAUCGUCGCCGGAGAAGCUGUUCCGCGUGCUCGACAUGCAUGCUGUGGCCUCAGAUCUGUUGCCGGAGAUCGAGUCCAUAUUUUCCUCCGAUUACAACUCCGCCGUGCGUUCUCAGUUCCUCACUUCACUUCAACGACUCACCGAGUCUGCGCAAUUCUUGCUCUCUGAGUUCGAGUCCACGAUCCAAAAAGACUCUUGCAAGCCUGCGGUGAACGGCGGCGGCGUGCACUCGCUCACGAUUCAGACAAUGAAUUAUCUCGCAAUCCUCGCAGAUUACGUUAACGUUCUCUCUGACAUAUUCCCGCGCGACUGGCUUCCUCUGCCGAAGUCUUCGUCGCUGCCGGAGUCUUAUUUAUACAGUCCGGAGUCUGAUUACUCUGCGUCGACGCCGGCGCUGACGGUGCGCAUGGCAUGGCUGAUUCUCGUCCUCCUUUGCAAGCUCGACGGCAAAGCGAAGCAUUGCAAGGACGUUUCACUAUCUUACUUGUUUCUCGCGAACAAUCUCUGGUACGUGGUGGCCAGAGUCCGAAGCUCGAACCUGCAGUACGUGCUUGGCGACGAUUGGAUUACGAAGCACGAAGCUAAAGCGAAGAGGUUCGUGGCGAACUACGAGAAGAUGGCUUGGGGAGAAGUGGUUUCAUCGCUGCCGCAAAAUCCGGGCGCAGCGGAGGCGAGGGCGGUGUUCGAGAACUUCAACCUGAAAUUCGAGGAAGCCUAUCGGAAGCAGAACUCGUUUGUGGUAGCUGAUAGAGAACUACGAGACGAAAUAAAAGGUUCGAUCGCGAGAAGUAUUGUGCCGAGAUAUCGCGAGUGGUAUAAUGCGCUGCUUGCUUCGGUGGGAUCAGUGAGGGACUUGACGGUGAGGGAGAUUGUGACGUUUACCCCACAAGACAUUGAAAAUUACCUUGCUAACCUCUUCCUUUUUGGAACGUCAUCCAGUUCUGUAUCGUCCUCUUCGGUAACUUCGUCUCCUCUCCGGCGUUGGAGUUGAGUUUUUCUUGAUUCUAGUAAUGAUUAUAGAGUUUUUCUUUUUUUAGAUAGCCAACAGAAGAUAUAACGACUUUCUCAGUUUUCUGCCUAUGGCAAAUGUAAUCAUGACUUAAUCAUACAGGUUUUUUCUACUUUUUACGUUC
This is a messenger RNA of Vigna unguiculata (cowpea), 2466 nucleotides long. Its product is annotated as exocyst complex component EXO70H1-like. Gene Ontology annotation, molecular function: phosphatidylinositol-4,5-bisphosphate binding. The record is from RefSeq and is a predicted model, not a curated record. Gene Ontology annotation, cellular component: exocyst. Lineage: Eukaryota; Viridiplantae; Streptophyta; Magnoliopsida; Fabales; Fabaceae. Gene Ontology annotation, biological process: exocytosis.